This is a messenger RNA of Gorilla gorilla gorilla (western lowland gorilla), 1125 nucleotides long. It is a transcript of the gene KRTAP10-8, whose product is annotated as keratin associated protein 10-8. Bases 32 to 811 code for a protein of 259 amino acids. Lineage: Eukaryota; Metazoa; Chordata; Mammalia; Primates; Hominidae. The record is from RefSeq and is a predicted model, not a curated record. The transcript has a single exon. Gene Ontology annotation, cellular component: keratin filament.
AGCACUCACACCACCCAGUCCAGCACCCACCAUGGCUGACACCUGCUGCACCAGGACGUAUGUGAUUGCUGCAUCCACCAUGUCUGUCUGCUCCAGUGACGUGGGCCGUGUCAGCCGAGUCUCCUCCCCCAGCACCUGCACUGGCUCCUCCUGGCAGGUGGACAAUUGCCAGGAAAGCUGCUGCGAGCCCCGCUCCUGUGCCUACAGCUGCUGUACCCCUAGCUGCUGUGCCCCAGCCCCCUGCCUGGCCCUGGUCUGUGCCCCAGUGAGCUGUGAGCCCAGCCCCUGCCAAUCAGGCUGCACCGACUCCUGCACACCUUCAUGCUGCCAGCAUUCUAGCUGCCAGUCGGCUUGCUGCACCUCCUCCCCCUGCCAACAGGCCUGCUGUGUGCCUGUGUGCUGCAAGUCCAUCUGCUGCAAGCCCGUGUGCUGCAUGUCCAUCUGCUCUGGAGCUUCCUCCCCAUGCUGCCAGCAGUCUAGCUGCCAGUCAGCUUGCUGCACCUUCUCCCCAUGCCAACAGGCCUGCUGUGUGCCCAUCUGCUGCAAGCCCAUCUGCUGUGUGCCUGUCUGCUCUGGGGCUUCCUCUCUGUGCUGCCAGAAGUCUAGCUGCCAGCCAGCUUGCUGCACCACCUCCUGCUGCAGACCCUCCUCCUCCGUGUCCCUCCUCUGCCGCCCUGUGUGCAGGCCCGCCUGCUGUGUGCCUGUCCCCUCCUGUUGUGUCCCCGCCUCCUCCUGCCAGCCCAGCUGCUGCCACCCGGCCUCCUGCCUGUCCUUCCUCUGCCGCCCUGCGUGCUCCCGCCUGGCCUGCUGAGCCCUCUGCUCAGGCCAGGAGUCCAGCUGCUAAUGGGCACGUCCCCCAGGGCCAGCCGGCUCAGGUCCUGACCUGGGUUAAGUGGCUGCCCCUACCUGGGAUGGGGUCCCCGUGUCUCCCCUGUGCUGAGGUGACCUCCCCCUCCUUACUCCCAGGAGCCUCCAUCCUCGCUGCUCCCCAGCUCUUGCCUUCCAGCAGGUGCCCACCUGCCUGCUGGGUCCCCUGUCCUCCCUCCCAGCUUCUCUGCUCUGGGUCACUUGGCCUCGACUUGAACCUCUCGGCACCUCCUCCUACUCCCCAAUAAACUCUCCUUG